Messenger RNA from Gossypium arboreum, 1204 nucleotides. RefSeq lists its product as uncharacterized. The record is from RefSeq and is a predicted model, not a curated record. Gene Ontology annotation, molecular function: calcium ion binding. The transcript is spliced from 8 exons. NCBI's taxonomy places the organism in Eukaryota, Viridiplantae, Streptophyta, Magnoliopsida, Malvales, Malvaceae. The coding region runs from base 447 to 974 and encodes 175 amino acids.
UAGAGAGAGAAAAAAACAAACAAAAAGAAUGGAUGAAACCAAUGGUGAGUUGAUGCGUGCGGGCCCAAAAUAGAAGACAAAUUAAUUCCUCGUGUAGGUGAACCAAGUUCAAACGAAAGAUCUGCUGUUUUUAUUAGGAAUUUCGAUGUUGACGAGGGCUUUUGCUGCUGCGCUCUCUCUCUCUUUCUCUGUACUUGUCUAAUCCCAUCUUAUCAUUUCAAACCCCCAUUUAACUUUCCAGUUUUUUCCCAUUUCAGAAAAUAGAAAAAGAACUUUUCACUUCAAAUUUAGGCCAAAAGUUCGGUUGCAUGUGCAUCUCGUUUGCGGAAUUUUGAUUCUCCUUGUUUCUUACUAUUUCUCUGGAAUCAAACAGUUCAAAAGUUUUGUUCUUCUUUUCAAUUCGUUGAAAAGUAGAUCAUUUUAAAGAUUUUUAUCUGUGAGAUACAAUGGGGAAUUCUUCUUCAAUGCUAACUCAAUAUGAUAUCGAAGAAGUUCAAGAAUACUGCCAGAAUUUAUUCUCUCAGCAGGAAAUUGUUUCAUUGUACCAAAGGUUUUGCCAGUUAGAUCGAAAUGCAAAGGGAUUCAUAUCUGCUGAUGAGUUUCUAUCAGUUCCGGAGUUUGCAAUGAAUCCGCUCUCUCAGAGACUGCUUAAGAUGGUGGAUGGUUUGAACUUUAAGGACUUUGUCGCCUUCUUGUCAGCGUUUAGUGCUAAAGCAAGUGUACAGCAGAAAGUUAAACUUAUCUUCAAGUUUUAUGAUUCUGACGGCAAUGGAAAGGUGUCUUUCAAUGACAUGCUAGAAGUUUUACGUGAUUUAUCUGGUUCAUUUAUUUCCGAUGUCCAAAGAGAGCAAGUCUUGACCCAACUUUUGAAAGAAGCGGGUUACUCAAAGGACUCUUACCUAACAUUGGAUGACUUCAAUAAGAUUUUUGGGAUCUCUGAACUAAAAAUGGAGGUCGAAGUACCGGUGGAUUAGCUAUUUACAGUGUUUCCCCCCAGAAAAUAAUUUGGUUUAACAGCAGGCGUGGUAUGAGAGGCUAUACAUUUUAGAAACAUACAUAAAAUACUCAUGUACUUUUGCUUUUCAUGUUUCCAUAAAUAAAUCAACCUAUAUAUAUAUGUAUCAAAAUAAGCUUCAGAGGUUUCCCAUUUAUCUUCACAAAUUUUAUUUUUUUAUAAUUCUAAAUCAAUUUUGAUGACCAAAAA